Sclerotinia trifoliorum is the source of this 1547-nucleotide messenger RNA. The record is from the annotation of a GenBank genome assembly. Lineage: Eukaryota; Fungi; Ascomycota; Leotiomycetes; Helotiales; Sclerotiniaceae.
GAGGAAGAUGGAGACCGGGUUGGUUGCAUAUUGUUUAGCGUCUAUUGAUAGACUUGCUGGGGUACACGGGUACACGGGCAUCGGCUGAUUUACAUCCGAACCAGCACCGGACUGUGGGGUAAGCUCCAAAAGUGCGACAACAAUUGAAGUUCCAUCAUCAAGAAGCUUUUUACAAAUCAAAGAUCUUGAAGUUCAUCAACAUUCAAUUGACCUUAAUACUUCAUGUAACAAUGUCGCGGAAUGUAGCAGCUUCUGUCCUUCGAAGGGCUCUUCUCUAUGGUAUGCUAUUCAUCUGAACAUCAUACAAUGGAAGCUCCCUCAUGGGUAGCUAACCUACGAACAAGUACCAUCAUCCUCGCCCAAAUUCUUAGAGAAAUCCCGAGGAUUGAAAGUCGACAGUAUUGCCUAUGAUUUAGAGGACUCGGUGACAUUGGAGAAUAAACAGAUGGCAAGGAAGAAUAUAGUAGAUUUCCUUAGUGGUGAAAGACCAAAAGAUGUAGGAGAGUAUGUAUUAUAUAUUUGAUAUAUCUUUCUCAUGCUGCAAAGGCAUAAAAAUACUGACCUUACCCGCCCCCAGAAUAGCUGUGCGAAUCAACUCGGUAUCAUCAGGUCUAGCUCUUCAAGACCUUACUGAAGUUCUCAAAAGUCAACACCUAGAUACUCUCGUAAUACCUAAAGUAAAUUCACCAUCAGACCUCCACUUCAUAAACGAUAUUCUUCGUCAUUCCCUUCCAUCGCGACAUCCAUCUACUCCAUCAAACUCUUCAAAUCCUGUCAAAAUCCUCGCCCUGAUAGAAUCCGCACGAUCCAUCAUAAAUCUCACCUCAAUCUGUCAAGCAUCUCCCUACUUACACGGCCUUAUUUUUGCAGCCGAAGAUUUCUCCUUAGAUUUAAAUAUCACACGAACACCCAGUCUAGACGAAUUCGCCUAUGCAAGAAGUCAUAUAGCAACCUGUGCACGAGCAUUUAAUCUUCCAUCCACCAUUGACUUGGUGUGUACUUCAUAUCGGGGAAAUGAGGGACAAGCACGAUUAGAGGAGGAAUCUCUUCAGGGGAAAGGCCUAGGUUUUAAUGGAAAACAAUGUAUCCAUCCUUCCCAAGUGGAUAUUGUUCAAAAAGCAUUUGCGCCUGGAGAGGGAGAAGUAGAAUGGAGUGUACGAGUAGUGAUUGCGGAUAAGAAGGCAGAGAAGAAAGGGAAAGGAGCGUGGACAUUAGAUAAUAAAAUGAUAGAUGCACCAGUGACUGGUAAGGCGAGAGAAGUACUUAAGAAGGCUGAGUUGUGUGGGUUUAAUACUGAGGCUAUGAUGGAGAAAUGGAAGGAUCAAGAACCGGAGUAAAUUUGAGGUAUAUUGUCAGAGUGAAUGAUACAAAUCCUGACGUUCAGAAAUCUCCCAGUAUAUACUCUUGAUAUUUACUCUUUACUCUUUCGAUUUUUAAGUUUUUUAUACAUUCAAGAUCUUUAAAUUUUAAAGAAUUAAAAAAGUAAAAGGAAAUUAUUAAAUAUAUAUAAAGAGAGAGAGAGAGAGGACUAAAUGGCAUAUAAGUGA